Molecule: messenger RNA, 4473 nt
Organism: Paracoccidioides lutzii Pb01
Exons: 6
Coding region: 1-4473 (1490 amino acids)
Cellular component (GO): membrane
Source: RefSeq, a predicted model, not a curated record
AUGGCGACGAUUUCAUCCUCCCGCAGGCAGUCUGUGCCAGUGUCAAAGCAAACUUAUUAUUCCAACCAGCAGCAGCCCAUCAACGGUGUGGAGGACAAUGCUCCAUUAACAAAUAGACGACACUCCGCCAAACGGGCUACCUCCCUCAGCUAUUCCAACCACUCUCCUGUCCUUCCUGCAGCCUCAGAGGCUUCCCGUGGGCCUUCCGCUUCGUACAAACUCCCUUAUGGUGGCGUAGGGCCGUCGCGUCGGUUUGGGGACGAGCCGAAGCCUUUCUCUGUGCGGGCCAGAGAAUUACCAGCAGAAACGGCUCUGGAUGGGUUAGAUAGACUUUCUCCUGCAAAUAGCGCCCCCCGGGUGGACUCCCAAAGGCAGUUGCAUGAAGUCGGGUCUUCGAACAGGUUAUCUCCCCAGAUAGACAUGCAAAAUGUGACUAUCCGCAAGCCGAGAAACCCCAAUCGGGCAAGCUUACCUCCUCUUGAUCCCGUCCCACCACCCCAAUCCGAUUCGCCAGUGUCACCUGGUGCAAGAAGAGUUUCGGAAAGCCAAAAAAAGCUUUCAAAACCACGACGUGAUUGGGCUCCGGAAAAGUCUCCUCUACAAAAGCUAGAAUUCACCCUGAAAGAUAUCAGCAAGGAAGAGAAACGUGCCAGGGUGGAAGAAGCUGAGAUGCUCUUGAGAGAAGCAAAAGCCGGUCGUCGAAGUCGUCAGAUGAGCCGUGAUAUCACCCCGACGUCGCAGCCUAGCGCAACUCGCGGACCGAAAACUGGUGCAGAACCCUCAAGUGUUCUCGACGAAGCAGGUUUGGUCCGGAGUCUGAGCAACAAGCAACGUGAUAGAUUGCGGCAUAGUGCCGUCAUAGAAUCAACAGAGGCUGAUGCUAAACGUUUCUCGAAAGAUGGCCGUGGGGGAUUCGAGUACGAAGAGCAAAUACCUAACGAUAUUCGACAACCACCAGCCCAGGAAGAGCCAGUUCUGAGUGAACAAAUUGAUGCUCCAAGGAACAUGGGGCGGCAACGGGGUUGGGAACUCAGUGACACAACAACGCAGACCGCUGAUCAAAGAACGAACGAUGCGGCAACCUUACAGAAAGCUCACGCGCCGUACAAUCGCAUCCCCGAUGAUCUGGAAGAUUCGAACCCCCAUGCACAAAAUAAAGAGCUUGGUCGGCCUGCCAACUUAGAAGAUGUACAAUGCUCCAAUAGCCGGAAGCUACAAAAGCCAUUACCAAAGAUUCUUAACUCUCAAUUUCUGGCAGACCAUCGCGAGAGACAGAAAACAUUCCCACUUCCCGUCUCGUCAGAUUCGGUGGCCCACGAUGCUCGACAACCUACUAAUCGUAACAAUGCGUCAACUAGCAAGAACACACUGGAAAAUCCACCCGUGGGACUUGGACUGAGCAAUACUACACCUCCUCAAGCCACCUUAUCUGGAACUCCGCAGCAGACCAGAAAUAGCAAGGCAAAACAACACAGUGUAUCCUUUGCUGUACCUCCUCCAACACCACCCCCUCUGUCAGAGUGGAAAACUGCGGCUAUAGGGAGAUUGCGUUCAGCUGACUUUGACCUUCGCGAACUUCGAAAUGCUGAGCUUGACAAAGCGUGGUGGGAAGGUGGUGGAUCGGCAAGGAAAAGUAGGAGCAAUGGAGUUGCUUAUGAGCAACAUCCGCCAUCGAAAACGAAACCCAAAAAUAAUACACCAUUUAAUCCGCCAUUAUAUCUCGAAUGUGGGCCUCUCCUCAGAUAUACAGGUAUGAAAUGGGAACAGAAGGAUGGGCUGCAUGGCCCUAUUGAGCAAGCAAUAUGGAGAGGGAGCAUUAUGAUAGUCACCAAGGAUUCUGCGUCGUCUUAUCAGGAACCUCCAACACUCCGCUUGUUCUCCCAGCCAAUGGAUCUACUUCCACCCCCACCAACUGAAAUCAACAACGAGACCGGCGAACUUGCCCCAGAGUAUGUGGAUCCAAUCUCUGGCCUCACCAAACUUGGACGAAACGGCAAGUUACUCUAUGUCAAGCCCGUCGAUCAUCUUGAGGAAGGCAGGGACCUCUCCUUUAUCGACAACGACGACGGGCUCUUCGAAACUUCUCCCAGCCCUCUAGAGUACAGCGCAAGCAACCAAGUUUCUCCACCGACCACUCGCAUUAGAGAGAAAGAUGGGGAAUCUGUCGGUAAAUACAGAGAAGUUAAAGGAGUCCGCCUCUAUACGGAUUCAGCAAGGGACGUAACUUUUUGGCGAUUCAGUCUUGAGAUUGAGUUGGGCGAUAGACAACAGAGAAUUGCCUAUCGAAUCAACCAGGGUUCUGCGAUUGGUUUCUGGGUCCCCGCCAAGGGCCAGUCGAUGAACAUUAUGUUCCACAGUGGGAACGGGUUCAGUGGAUCUGCGGAUCGUGACAAGUUCAGUGGCCCUGAUCCUCUAUGGCGGGAUGUUCUGAAUACUCACCAAACGCGCCCGUUCCAUGUUAUGGUGGGAGGAGGAGACCAGAUAUUCAACGACACAGCCAUUUUCGACACAGAGCAUUUCCGGUGCUGGAUGGAGCUGAGAAUCCCCUAUCAAGAGCGACAUCAUCCCUUCAACCUAGACAUUAAAUCCGAGUUGGAGAAUUUCUAUCUCCAGCAGUACCUGAAAUGGUUCUCCCAUGGCCUGUUCAGCAUGGCCAAUUCUCAAAUACCCAUGGUUAACAUGUGGAAUGACCAUGAUAUUAUUCCCGGCUAUGGCUCUUAUCUGCACCAACUCAUGAGAACGCCGGUAAUGUCUGGGAUUGGUAAUCUGGCGUUCAAAUAUUAUAUGCUCUUUCAGCAUCAGAGCGUUCCCGAAGAGACGGACUUGGACGAACCAAGCUGGUUACUCGGAGCUAAUCGUGGUACCUAUAUCAGUCAACGGAGUAGGAGUGUUUUUAUGAAAAUGGGCAAACGUGUAGCAUUUUUGGCAGUUGAUUGUCAAACUGAGCGAACGAGAGAUGAUGUACUUAACGAUGAUUCGUCUGACCUGAUCUUCAACCGUUGUCAUGACGAAAUUGUCAAGGGAGAAACAAAGCAUUUGAUUGUGCUUUUAAGCGUGCCUAUUGCUUAUCCAAGAUUUGUGUGGCUUGAAAAUGUUCUGAGCAGCCGGGCAAGCUAUCCUGUAAAAGCACUUGGGCGGGCAGGCUUGUUUGGAAUUUUGAGAGAAAAGUUUGACGUGAGCAUGGAAACGAUUGAUAGCCAAUGGGCCUCUAAAGCACAUAAGCUCGAGCGCCACUGGCUCAUCGAAGACUUGCAGGAACUCGCCGCAGAGAAAUCUGUCAGAAUAACUAUACUAGGAGGCGAUGCCCGGGUUGCAGCAAUCGGACAAUUCUACUCUAACCCAAAGUUACAGAUCGCCAAAGAUAAUGACUACAGAUACAUGCCUAAUGUGAUAUCAUCAUCAAUCGUCAAUGUCCCUGCGUCGGAAAUGAUGGCAGAUGCGCUCGACAAACGGAAUAAACUCCAUUUCUUUGAUACGAAAACUGUCGAGGACAUGCGAGCAAUUUUUACUCAUGACGUUGACGGGAAGCCACGAAAUAACAAACGUCUUCUUCCUAGACGGAACUGGUGCUCUAUUCUGGAAUAUGCUCCUGGCUCAACUCCGCCUCCGACGCCCACGGAAUCGGAUCCUCCCAGUCCAGCACAACAUCCCACAAGAAAACUGAUGAGAUCCUUAUCAAUGUCUAGGGGCGAUGGCAGACCCACAAACCUGCUGCGAAGGUUUUCUCAGAGUGGCCCAAAACCACCUACUAGAAGCAAUUCGCUGCGCCUAUCGGAAAAACGCCGCAUGAGUUACGAUGGGCUGCCCACGCCCACUUCACACGCACCGGCUAACUACUUCCCACCCCAACCCCAGAGACCGGUGACAGCUGGAAACCAACCACCAGCCAACGAUCCAUCGCUACCACCAAGCCCAGGUAAUGUCCUCCGCCGCCGCACCGAUCUAAGUGCCAAAGAAAUAAGGCGGGAAGCAAAAGCAGGAUCCCUCGCCCUACAAAACUUCAUCAAUCUCGACGGAGGUCUUGAUAUCACCUUGAACUGCGAAACGAACCCGCAGGACCCAUCGGGCAUUACGAAUCCAUACAGAAUCCUCGUGCCUGCAUUAUGGUUUGAUGGUGUCUUUGAGCGGAGCGAACCGCGGGAGAAGAAUCGUUGGUGGAAGAUUGGUGCGAGGAGGAGGAAGCAGCAGCAGCAGCAGCCGCAGGAGGAAGCGGUCCAGUCAUCAUCCGAGAUGGGCCUAGGGCAGGAACACGAAAUGAAACGAGGAGUCGAACAUACUCAGGCUGGAGGUACGUUUAAAGGGCGAUAUGACGAAGGGGAGGUUGCGCGAAGUCCAAGUGAUGAUGAAUAUGAUGAAUACGAUGAUGAUGUUGGCUUGCCUCCGCUGCCAGCCCCUCCGCCUCAGGGGCAUGGACAUGGAUAUGGUGGGGUGGACGCGUAUAAACCGAAGAAGAAGUGGCUUGGGAUCAUUUAA